CACUCUGGUGGGAUCGAAUUCAGACGAGUUGUACUGCUGGAGGAGACGUGACCUGCAAAAAAGAAGCGUGCGUAAUUUACAAUGGCGAAAUGGCAAAUGCGAAGGGAAGUUCUACAAUGUUUUGCGAUGCUUGAGAUGGAUUACAUGGAUUCAGACGCAAGGGGGGAACUUGAUGAGAUGUAUCAAGAGAUCUAUGAUGAUAAAUAUGGCAUGUUUUCAGUAGAUUCUGAUUCCGAUUCUGACUGUGAGACGUAUGGGACCCCUCCCAGGGUGCCAGCGGCACCACAACGCAAGCAGCAAAGCUCCGGCAGCCACUAUAGUCAACAUGGGCGCAAUAAAGCCCCACCUGAGAUGGAGAGAGAGAACACGGGGAUGGACGGCACAGUUUGGAUGAAACAGCCUCUUGGUAACGCCACGGGUCGAUUAUCAACACAGAACGAAACCAGAGUGGAGUCAGGCCCUACACCAUAUGCAAAAGACAAAAUCGACAGUGCAUACGGCAGCUUUCAUUGUUUAUGUGACAUGGAGAUGUUGCAACGCAUCAGGGACUGUACUGUGGCUGAGGCGCACCGGGUGCAAGGAAAAAACAAAACAUGGGACUUGUCUGUGGAGGAAUUGCAAGCAUUCAUUGCGUUCCUGUAUGUCCGUGGGCUAUACGGCAAUAGACUAGCGUCUUUGGAUGUCUUCUGGUCAUGUUCUAAGUUGGAUUUCUUUCGAGAUACCAUGCCAAUGGACCGCUUCACAGAAAUCAUGCGGUACCUGCGUUUUGACACAAGAGAGAUCAGACGCCCCAUGACAAAUUCGAACAAAUUCGCCGUGGUCUCAGAAGUUUGGAACGCGUUUGUACAGAACUGCGUUGCAUGUUACAAGCCAGGUUUGAACAUUUCUGUCGAGGAGCAAUGGUUCCUCACAAGUGGGGAGGUCAUCAAGUUUUCGUUGACCGCUGACGUAGACAGCAAGUACGUGCUAAAUGUCAUUCCUCAUGUAAUUCAGAAGCCUGAACAUCUGGCACUGAAGCUUGUGGAACCUUACCUCGGCGCGGGGAGAAAUGUCACCACGGACAAGUUCUGCACAUCCCUGCCAUUAGCAAAUAAGUUGCUUGCCAACAAAACCAACAUGGUCGGGGCCGUGAGCCAUUGCGGACGAGAGCUGCCUCCGGUGAUGUGCAAUCAGGCACAGACAAAGCUAUACUCCACUACGGUGCUAAAGCAUGACAAAGCAACACUUACGGUUUACAGAAGUGAACCAAGAAAGAACGUCUGUAUCCUGAGCACUAUACAUCCGACUGUCGCCAUCGGGAACGACGGAAGGAGAGAACCGGAGACCGUGACGUUCUAUAAUUGCAACAUGGUUGAUGUAAAUAAGAUGGCAAGACAGUAUACGGUGGAGGUUGUGACCGGGUUGGAGAAAGGAGGUUCACACCGCUGGCCUGUUGGUGUAUUCUACAACCUUCUCGACCUGGCUGCAAUCAACGCACAUGUUUUAUUCACGCAAUGCACCGGCAAGACCAUGCCGAGGAGCGAUUUCAUCAUGGAUCUGGCAUUGGAGCUUCGUAAGAACCACAUGAGGACCAAGGCCGCACCGCCUCCUCCCCUCGCACCCAUCCAGCACACAGUCUGUGAAAUGAAGACGCAGAGCCAGGUGCGCAGAUCGACAAGGAACAAGGCCCGUGAAAGCUGUGCAUAGUGCCCGGUGUAGCUCAGUUGGUAGAGUAUGGCGCUUGCAACGCCAGGGUUGUGGGUUCCUUUCCCACGGGGGGCCAGUA
Molecule: messenger RNA, 1765 nt
Organism: Coregonus clupeaformis (lake whitefish)
Lineage: Eukaryota; Metazoa; Chordata; Actinopteri; Salmoniformes; Salmonidae
Exons: 2
Coding region: 82-1686 (534 amino acids)
Source: RefSeq, a predicted model, not a curated record